Exophiala oligosperma is the source of this 1113-nucleotide messenger RNA. RefSeq lists its product as uncharacterized. The transcript has 3 exons. NCBI's taxonomy places the organism in Eukaryota, Fungi, Ascomycota, Eurotiomycetes, Chaetothyriales, Herpotrichiellaceae. Gene Ontology annotation, molecular function: dioxygenase activity. The coding region runs from base 1 to 1113 and encodes 370 amino acids. The record is from RefSeq and is a predicted model, not a curated record.
AUGACUGAUAUCCUACGAACCACGUCGGACGGCCACCAGGAGAUCAGAACUGGGCUAGGUUGGCGCAAGGUUCUGUCUCCCACGAGCAAUGAGGCUACGACGGAACUUCCUGUGAUUGAUAUUGAGGACACAAUUCAUCCUGACGUGGAGUGCCGCAGGGCUGUUGCAAAGAAGAUAUGUGCUGCUGCUGAAAGGACAGGGUUUUUCUAUAUAACUAACCAUGGAGUCUCCAACCCCUUGAUUGAGUCUAUCUUCGAUGAGGCAAGACGGUUCUGUCAUGAAUUGACCCUCGAGGAGAAGAUGGAGUUGGAUACGGAGAAACACGAUCAUUAUUAUGGCUACUAUCCAAUCAAGCUCAACCCGAAUCAGCCUUCGGGAGCAAGUGAACGUCAGCUGACGCUGAAAGAACUAAAUGAAAGCAUCAAUUAUGGUUACGAGCCGUCAACCGAUCCUGAUGCCGCAGACGUCACCAAUAAUGGCGAUAACUGGUGGCCUUCCGAGGAGCGUCUACCCGGGCAUAGGCGCAUGGUCAAGUCGUUCAUGUCGGAAGUGUUGAAACUAAGCAGACGCUUGCUGAGAAUGUUUGCUUUGGGUCUGGGCCUCGACGAACAUGCAUUUGACUAUCUUGCGACUCGGCCAUAUUCGAUUCUCAAGCUGGCGCAUUAUCCAGGCACGAUCGAGGGAUCAGAGGAGCCCUCUGCAAUUCGGCCUCACACAGACUACGAGAUUCUCACACUCCUGUUGCAGGACAACAUACCCUCUCUCGAAGUCUUGUCAAACACUGGCCAGUGGAUCCAGGCCAAACCGAUCCCAGGGACGUUCGUAGUAAAUAUCGGUGACACCAUGGCGAUGCUCACCAACGGGCUGUUCAUGUCGACCAUGCAUCGAGUGCUGAAUACUUCGCGACGCACUCGUUACUCGGUACCCUUUUUCUUGGGUGCGAAUCAAGACGCAGUGAUCAAGGCGCUGGACAAAUACGUGACUCCAGAUAAUCCCGCAAAGUUCCAGCCCAUGACUUCGGGAGAGUACAUUCGUCGGGGGCUGCAAGCGGUCUAUUCGAAGCCAAACACCGAGGUUAUUUAUGAAACCAUCGAGAUUAAGGCCCUCGGAUGA